This is a messenger RNA of Impatiens glandulifera, 600 nucleotides long. Its product is annotated as protein PERCC1-like. The record is from RefSeq and is a predicted model, not a curated record. NCBI's taxonomy places the organism in Eukaryota, Viridiplantae, Streptophyta, Magnoliopsida, Ericales, Balsaminaceae.
GAGUGACGUCUAUCCGGUUCAGGUAAGGCGGUUUGCGUCCGCCCAUAAGAAGAAGAUUUGGUGGAGAGGAAACACGUUAGAAAGAAGCGACUGUGAAUUAUGCCAUGGCUUUCUUCUCCGUCUCACUUUUCCCCCUUCUUCGUCGUCGGCGGCGGCGCAGCUUCCUUUCUCCUCGCCGUCAAUAGUGAAUUAUUCCUUGCCUUGCCAAAUCAGAAUAAAACCGUUUCAACAAUUAACGUUCUUCACAAAUCGCCGACGGAAGUCUCAGAUUGUUCGCAUGGCUCCAGAUGAGGAGAAGAUGACUCGUCGUUCUCCUCUCGAUUUCCCCAUCGAAUGGAAUAGACCAAAACCUGGUAGAAGGCCAGAUAUAUCACCAUUACCACUACCACUUCCAACUGAUCCACCCGAAGAAGACGAGGAAGAUGAAGAAAAGAAACAAGAGCAAGAAGAAGAUCCCGAACAAGAGGAAACAGAUAAACCGAACCAGUAACACCAUACUCCCAAUAAUCCAAUUGAUGUUUUGUAUUAUUAGUACUAGAGAAUUUCCCCCACAACUUUAUGGGUUUAUUCUUCAAAUUAAUCAUAGAAUCUUAGACCUAA